AAAAGCUUUAUGAGUCUUUGUUCCUGAAGAGACAUCAAAGAGUUCAUUGUGGGGAGAAGCUCUACAGGUGUGGCAAGUGUGGCAAACAUUUUUCCUCUUCUUCAGACCUCAAAAUACACCAAAGAAUCCACUCUGAAGACACUCCCUAUAAGUGUGGGAAUUGUGGAAGAGUCAUUUUAAAGCUUCCCACCCUUACUAAGCACACGUUUUUUCAUUAUAGAAAGAAGCCGUACAAGUGUGAAGAAUGUGGGGGAAGCGUUUGCUUCUAAAUCUUCCAUGAUUCAGCACAAGUUAGCUCACGUUGGAGAGAAAUCUUACCAAUGUGGGGGAUGUGGCCAAAUGUGUUACUCUACCUGUGACCUAAAGAAGCAUAAAAUAAUUCAUUGUCAAGAGAAAUUUUACAAGUAUGAAGUCUGUGGAAAAGCCUUUUCUACUAACCCUUUCCUGACUCAGCACAAAACAGUUCACACUGGGGAGAAACGCCACAAAUGUGAAGAGUGUGGCAAAACGUUCAUCUAUCCUUCAAAGCUAAAGAGACAUGAAAGAAUUCACACCGAAGAGAAAUCCUACGGAGGUGGAGUCUGUGGUAAGAUCUUUUGUACUCAUGCAGAACUUUCUGUACACAAGAGAUGUCAUACUGGAGAGAAACCACAUAACUGUGAGGAAUGUGGAAAAACCUUCUGUUUGGCCUUAUACCUUCCUCUGCACAAAUUACGUCACACUGGCGAGAAAUCUUACAAAUGUGAAAAAAAUGUGGCAGAAUGUUUUUCUCUACCUUAGACCUUAAAAAACACCAGAUAAUUAAUACUGGAGACAAGCCAUACAAGUGUCAAGAGUGUCACAAAGCCUUUCAUAAUCAACAAGGCAGUUCACAUAGGAGAGAAACUCUACACAUGUCAAGGAUGUGGCAAAGUCUUUACCUAUUCUUCAGACCUUAAAAGACAUCAAAAUAUUCACUCUGAAGACAAUCCACACAAGUGUGGGGAAUGUGGCAAAGCCUUUGUUAAUCUUUAUAGCCUUACUUGACACAAGGCAGUCCCUACUGGAGAGAAAUCCGACAAAUGUCAUAAAAAGUUUACACUUCUUUAGCCUUUAAAAGUUUAUACAUUUUUAGUGUUUAAAAGAUAUAAAAUGAUUCAUUCUGAACACGAGCUUCAUGCGUGUGUGGAGUGAGGUAACUUUUUUGUCAACAAUUCAGAUCUUAUCCAACUCAAAUGAAUCCAUACUGUAGACUAUUAAGUGAAUUACUUCUGGAAUGUCCACACAUACCCCACCUUCCACUGGCACAGAUGCUGAGAGUGUCACCAGAUGACAGGAGAGACUUCUCUUAACUGUAACCUCUCUAUGAAUGUGUUCAACCAAUGUGCUGGAG
This is a messenger RNA of Apodemus sylvaticus (European woodmouse), 1372 nucleotides long. RefSeq names its product zinc finger protein 708-like. The record is from RefSeq and is a predicted model, not a curated record. The transcript has a single exon. Bases 277 to 780 code for a protein of 167 amino acids. Lineage: Eukaryota; Metazoa; Chordata; Mammalia; Rodentia; Muridae.